Messenger RNA from Gopherus flavomarginatus (Mexican gopher tortoise), 1779 nucleotides. RefSeq names its product cytosolic beta-glucosidase-like. The record is from RefSeq and is a predicted model, not a curated record. The transcript has 6 exons. Bases 15 to 1583 code for a protein of 522 amino acids. Gene Ontology annotation, biological process: carbohydrate metabolic process. Gene Ontology annotation, molecular function: hydrolase activity, hydrolyzing O-glycosyl compounds. NCBI's taxonomy places the organism in Eukaryota, Metazoa, Chordata, Testudines, Testudinidae.
AUGUGGUCCACACUAUGAAAAAAGUAAUCUGCUUACGACAAGUGGAAGAGCAGUCCGUGCAGGAAGCGCAGUGUCAGCCCCACAGGAGGUCCAGAUCUACCAACCACAUGGCUUCAGCUGCUGCUGCCUCCUUUGCUCCUGCCCCUUGUGACUGGCACCCAGAAGACAUUUCUUUCCCUAGUGGAUUUGCUUGGGGUGCUGCUACAGCAGCUUAUCAAGUUGAAGGAGGCUGGAAUGCAGAUGGAAAGGGCCCUAAUGUUUGGGACACAUUCACCCAUCAGGGAGGAGAUCGAGUUUUCAAGAACCAGACUGGUGAUGUAGCUUGUGGCAGCUACACUCUGUGGGAGGAAGAUUUGAAAUGUAUCAAACAGCUUGGAUUGACUCAUUAUCGCUUUUCUCUUUCCUGGUCACGUCUGUUACCUGAUGGGACGACAGGUUUCAUCAACCAGAAAGGAGUUGAUUACUAUGACAAGAUUAUUGAUGACCUGUUGGCAAAUGGCAUUGUACCCAUGGUGACAUUAUAUCACUUUGAUUUACCUCAACAUUUAGAAGAUCAAGGUGGCUGGAGCUCUGAUGCAAUCACUGAGGUCUUUGACAACUAUGCACAGUUUUGCUUCAGAACAUUUGGAGACCGAGUGAAACUGUGGGUCACUAUUAAUGAGCCUUAUGUUGUUGCUAAAGAUGGCUAUGAAAAAGGCAUUGUGGCUCCAGGAAUAAUGGACCCUGGAAUUGGAGCUUAUCCGACAGCUCAUAACAUGAUAAAGGCUCAUGCUAAAGCCUGGCACAGUUACGAUUUGUUAUUUAGAAAAAAGCAACAGGGGCUUGUGUCAAUAGCUCUGAACUCAGAUUGGGCAGAACCCCUAGAUUCAACUUGUCUGGCAGACCAAGAAGCUACUAAAAGAUAUAUGGCUUUUUGCUUAGACUGGUUUGCUGAACCCAUAUUUACUAGUGGUGACUAUCCAGCCAUCAUGAAAUCCCAGAUCUCUGUAAUGAGUACAAAGCAAGGCUACCUAUCAUCAAGGCUUCCAGAAUUUACUGAGGAAGAAAAGAAGAUGAUCAAGGGAACUGCUGACUUUUUUGCCCUAAAUUAUUAUACUACUCGCAAAGUAAAGCAUCAAGAAAAUACAUGCAGUGAACCAAGUGUUUCUGGGGACAAAGAAGCUGAACAAAUAUUGGACCAUUCCUGGCCUUUUGCUUCUGGCAGCUCAUGGCUGGCUGUAGUUCCCUGGGGUUUACGUAGACUGCUGAAGUAUAUCAAGGAUACAUAUAAUAAUCCUAUAAUUUACAUAACUGAGAAUGGGUUUUCCCAGAGUGACCCUGCUCCACUUGAUGACACUCAGCGUUGGAAGUAUUUCAGGCUGACAUUACAAGAAAUUUUAAAAGGGUUAACAAAGGGAACCAAACACCUGACCAGAGGACCAAUCAGAAAACAAGAUUUUUCAAAUGUCAAGGGAGGGAAGUUUUGGGUGGGUGUUCUUUGUCUGGGUUCGGUGGCCCUCUCGGCUAUGAGAGUGAUCUCUCUAUCUCCAGGCUUUCUAAUCUUCUGUUUCCAAGUUGUAAGUACAAGGAUAGUAAGACAAUAGGUUUAUAUUGUUUUGUUGUAUUUACAUGUGUGUAGUUGCUGGAAUGUGUUAAAUUGUAUUCUUUUUGGGUAAGGCUGUUUAUUCAUUUUUUCUUUUAAGCAAUUGACCCUGUAUAUUGUCACCUUGAUACAGAGACCAUUUUUAUGUCUUUUUCUUUCUUUUUAUAUAAAGCUUUCUUUUUAAGAUCUGUUUGAGU